Oppia nitens is the source of this 854-nucleotide messenger RNA. RefSeq names its product ras-related protein M-Ras-like. Gene Ontology annotation, molecular function: GTPase activity; GDP binding; GTP binding. The record is from RefSeq and is a predicted model, not a curated record. The transcript has 3 exons. Gene Ontology annotation, cellular component: plasma membrane. Gene Ontology annotation, biological process: signal transduction. Lineage: Eukaryota; Metazoa; Arthropoda; Arachnida; Sarcoptiformes; Oppiidae. Bases 9 to 632 code for a protein of 207 amino acids.
UCGUUGUUAUGGCGAAAGCGCCGAAUGAGCCGCUGGCCACUUAUAAGUUGGUGGUUGUGGGCGACGGAGGCGUCGGGAAGUCGGCCUUGACGAUUCAGUUUUUCCAGAAACUGUUUGUCACGGAUUACGACCCGACUAUUGAAGACUCUUAUGUCCAACACGUGGACGUCGACGGCCAAUGGUGUGUCUUGGAUGUCUUGGACACGGCUGGCCAAGAAGAGUUCUCCGCAAUGAGAGAACAGUAUAUGAGAAAAGGCGACGCUUUUCUUCUCGUUUAUUCCGUUACAGACAUUCAGUCUUUCGCUAAUAUCAGACAUUUUUUUACUCAAAUUCUUCGCGUUAAAGACAGAGAUCAAUAUCCGAUGCUUUUGGCCGCCAAUAAAGUCGACCUUGUUCAUCUGAGACAAGUCACGGAAGACAUGGGACGCGAUCUGGCCGCUCAACUCAAGGUCCCGUACAUCGAGACGUCGGCCAAAGACCCGCCACUGAACGUUGAUUCGGCGUUUCACGAAAUCGUUCGAAUCGUUCGAAAUCAACCGCAAGAAGGACUCAAACGACGCAAACAUUGGUUUUCAAGAAGUCUCGGUUCUUCACGUCGUUCUCGUCGUCUUCGCCGUUGUCUUCUUCAAUGACCACAAUCCCGAAUGUCCGCCAUUCCGAUGUCUCGUCCGGAAUUCAAAGUCUAUUUCCGGUUCUGAACUUGAUUUCCGUCCGUUUUUGCGGCCAAUUAUUGACUAUAACUGAAUCGCCGAAAGGAAAGCCGUUUUUCGGCGGACAAAAGCGGUGUUUAGUGUUUGAGCUUAAGUUUUGUGUCAAAAAAUGAUUUUCGGUUUUCUCUUUUGACCGAAAAAUCC